AGCCUAUUGUGAUUGAAUUUUUCUAUCCCCAAUGGAAUAGAUAUAAAUUAUGCGAUGGAAUUGUGGUCGGAUAAAAUGAAUUCAAUAUUCUAUUCAAUAUGGUAUCAUGUAGUGGAGAUUUUUGGAGCACCACGCUCUCUCUAUAGUGAAGAUUGAUGGAUGAGGGAGAGGGAUGGAGCACUUGACAGUGGUGUUAGACUUUUGACUUGUUAUGGAUGAUGAGAAUUUUCUAGCCACAAUUCCAUUGUUUCGUUUGUAGAUAUUAAUUUGUAGCCACAAUUCCAACAAUUUAAACAAACUAGAGCACUAAACGCAGAUUCAGUGACUUGUUAAAGGUAACAGUGUUAUGGAGACUCGUAAAUUAUCUGAUGCAUAAAUUGCCUUAAUACUUGAGGACAUCUUGCACAACUACAGGUUCGAAACAAUGUGUAUUCUUUACCUAAUAGCUGCAAGGACUCGUAGCAGAACGCGAAGUCGACGAGCAGCGACUAGAAAAGCACUCACCAUAAUAAGUCGGAUGCCAACUCAAGUUAAGCACAUGGAUAGGUUAGUGGGAGUCACAGAUGUCGAUUGUGUGGACAACCUCCGAAUGGACCGUAACACGUUUGGGAGGUUAUGCCAGUUACUUAGACACAUAGGAGGUCUUAAGGAUGGGAAAUAUGUUCUUGUGGAGGAGCAAGUAGCUAUAUUCUUAGGUAUCGUAGCACACCAUAAAAAGAAUAGGAUUGCUAAAUUUGAUUUUUGGAGAUCAGGACAGACAAUAUCUCACUAUGUACAUCGUGUUCUAAAUGCGAUUUUAAAGAUGCACACCCUUUUUUUGGUGAAGCCUGACCCAAUAACCGACGAUUGCCUUGAUCCACGAUGGAAGUGGUUUAAGGGUUGUCUGGGAGCCCUUGAUGGGACGUAUAUCAACAUGCUUGUGCCUAAUACAGACCAGCCAAGGUAUCGGACACGGAAGGGACAAAUAUCGACAAACACAUUGGCUGUGUGUGAUCGAUAUAUGAGGUUUGUUUAUGUUUUACCGGGAUGGGAAGGCUCGGCUGCAGAUUCUAGAGUACUUCGUGACGCAGUCAAUCGGGUUCAUGGUUUGCGAGUACCAAAAGGGAAUUAUUACUUGUGCGACAAUGGGUACGCAAACAACAAUGGGUUCUUGACUCCAUACAAAGCUAUACGUUACCAUUUCAAGGAUUGGGGCCCUAUUGCAGAAAUGCCGCAGAACCCAAAGGAAAUAUUUAACAUGAGACACACCAGAGCACGUAAUGUAAUUGAGAGAGCCUUUGCUGUGCUAAAAAUGCGUUGGGGAAUUCUGCGUAGUGCAGCAUUCUACCCGGUUAAAGUCCAAAUUCGGUUAAUUAUGGCUUUUUUUUGCUUCAUAAUUUUAUUCGCUCUGAGAUGACAUCUGAUCCAAUAGAGCAAGAAAUAGAUGGUGUUGAAGGUGAUGAGGAUGUUGAGCAUGAUGUCGAAGUAAUAGAAUUUGUGGAUGGGGUAGAACCAUCAACGGAGUGGAACCAAAAACGUGAAGAAAUGGCGCAAGCCAUGUGGAACCAUAGACAUGGUGUCGGGGCAUGAUGACACGAUGUUGGUGUUGGAUUGCAGUUGUGUAGGGGAAAAUGUCUUUAGUGUUUGGGCAAGGCUGCACAAUCAUGGUGCAAUGGCUCCAGAAAGAAUUUGAAGUCCAGCUAGUUCUAAUGUUCAUAUCUAUUGUGCUUGAAUUAUUUAGAUUUGCAAUAGGUAGUGGAACUAGUAUAUAAUAUUAUUAUUUCUCCAUUUUUAUAUUUAUGUUUUGCUGAACAAGUUAAACAUGAUGUCCAUUUUUGUAGUUUAUGAACUUUUUUACUUUUAAUGAAUGGUCGUUGCUUUC
This is a messenger RNA of Salvia splendens (bonfire salvia), 1861 nucleotides long. RefSeq lists its product as uncharacterized. Bases 425 to 1396 code for a protein of 323 amino acids. The record is from RefSeq and is a predicted model, not a curated record. The transcript has 5 exons. NCBI's taxonomy places the organism in Eukaryota, Viridiplantae, Streptophyta, Magnoliopsida, Lamiales, Lamiaceae.